Hydra vulgaris (swiftwater hydra) is the source of this 2013-nucleotide messenger RNA. RefSeq names its product zinc finger MYM-type protein 1-like. NCBI's taxonomy places the organism in Eukaryota, Metazoa, Cnidaria, Hydrozoa, Anthoathecata, Hydridae. Gene Ontology annotation, molecular function: protein dimerization activity. The record is from RefSeq and is a predicted model, not a curated record.
AUGGAUAUUCGGAAAUUUUUAAAACCUGUCAGACAGCAGUCGACACCUGAUAAAAAAACAACUUCAACUAAUAACUGCAAAAAACCGAAAACGGAUAAUGUUGCUUGUUUAUCAUUAUCGACAACACCCGAACCAGAAACUAAAAAACUUGAAAGUGGAGGUUCUAGAUUAGAAUAUGACAUUGGACUUUAUGUAAAAUGUUCUGCAAAAAUACCUAUUGAUUAUAAGUAUCGCUUGCUAACUGAUCCCUACAAGCCUCAUUCGCCCUACGAUUUUAAAGGGGACAUAUCUGUAAUCGGAAAAGGUUGUUUCAGGAGUUCUUGGCUAUCUCAGUAUACUCCAUGGUUAUCAUAUUCACCUAAAUUAAAAGGUGCUUUUUGCAUAGAUAAUUCAGUAAAACGAGUUAUUGAAGAAAACAAAAAGAAGCUGUAUCCUAUUAUCUCUGCAAUCCUAUUUUGCGGAACAAAUGAUUUGGCAUUACGUGGGAAAAAUAGUAAUAAAGGAAAUGUCCAACAACUUUAUGAGUAUAGGAUUGAGGGAGGAGACAGUAUUUUAAAAAACCACUUUGAUACAGCUGCUGCAAAUGCACGUUACACAUCACAUCGAACACAAAAUGAUUUAAUCAACUUUUCUGAACAAGCUCUGCGAGAGGACAUUGUAAAAGCUGCCAACAAUGCUGUUGGAUUCUCGAUCAUUGUCGAUGAAACAGCAGGUAUUUCAGGAACUGAACAGUUAUCACUGGGAGUGCGGUUUGUUGAUACAUUUAGUGAGAAAGCUAUCAUUCGUGAAGAAUUUCUUGGAUUUUCACCGCUAAAAGAUAUGGACGCUGUCACAAUAUCUGAUUGUAUUAUUCAAAGUUGCAAAACAUUUGGUCUUCUCUUUAAUAAUCUGCUGGGUCAAGGUUAUGAUGGGUGCUCCACGAUGGCUGGAAAAGAAAACGGUGUUCAGACAAAAAUUCAAAUGAUUUACCCUAAAGCUGCCUUUGUUCACUGUGCCUCACAUAGACUCAAUCUUGUAUUAAAUGAUCUAAAUGAUGUUGCAGUUAUACGAAAUACUAUUGGAACUAUUAAAGCAAUUAUUUCUAAAUUUGAAGAUAUUUUUUUCCAACUGGAAGAAUUUUCAAUGCAUGCAAAUCGAUGUACUCGACAAGUUGCACAUCAGCUUUAUUGUUCAUCAAAGUCCAGCACAUUUAUAUUUUGUCUCCAUAUCAUUUCGCAGUACUCUGCCAUACUUGAAUCAGUUACUCAGGCUCUUCAAGCUGUUCAAGUUGAUCUUCCAGAAGUCCAACUGCAAGUUCAAAAAUUACUUAAUGUUGUAAAACUUUACAGAGGUGAGUCCAAUAUUUAUUUCAAGGAUAUUUUUGAGAAAACAGCGCAAUUGGCACAGAAGAUGAAUAUUGAACUGAUAAUUCCAAGACAGUGCGGAAAACAAAAGUAUCGAAGUAAUCCGGGAACCAUAAGUGUUGAAGAAGUUUUUAUACAAACGAUUUACAUUCCAUACUUAGAUUCUCUAAUCGGCUCUUUGGAGAGUCGAUUUUGUGAAGCCAAUAGUGCACAAUUUAACUUAGUAUUUCUUCAUCCGUCUAAGUUGUGCCAACUGAGUCCUCAACACUUUAAAGAAAAAAUUUCUACGAUUAAUAAAGUAUACAACUUCGAUAAUUUUGAAACUGAAGCCUUGAGUUGGUUUGAUUUUUGGAAUGCGCAAGACUACAAAAGUAGCCUAGAUUUUAUCGAUUUACUACCUUUCACACAAUUUUAUCCCAGUCUCAGGUAUGCUUUAUUAGUAUUGUUAACUUUACCAGCAACAACAUGUACGGUGGAGCGAUUGUUUAGGACAUUGCGUCGUGUCAAAACAUGGCUUAGGUCAACUAUGUCAAAUGACCGUCUCUCUGGUUUAUGCAUGUUAAGCGCACACAGAGACAAAAUAAACUGCAACAAAAAAGACUUUAUAGAUAAAAUUAUAGGUAUGUUUGGUAUUGAUAACAGACAACUCCAGUUCCUGUUUAAAAAAUAA